Molecule: messenger RNA, 1942 nt
Organism: Podarcis muralis (Common wall lizard)
Lineage: Eukaryota; Metazoa; Chordata; Lepidosauria; Squamata; Lacertidae
Source: RefSeq, a predicted model, not a curated record
AUAAGAAAUCAAGAUAGCAAACUUUUAUAAAAGAAUGGAAAUGGUUUAUUGAAUAUUUACAAACACACCGUAAACAGAUAAGGACCUUGGCAGGAUUCUUGUAAUAACCUGCAGUUUCAAAAGAGUGUACAUUUAAAGCAGUUGACUAAAAAAAUAAGUUAAUUUAGAAUAUGCAGGAAAUGUAAAAAUAACAAUAAUUAAGGAACAGCAGAAAGAGGUUGCAGGAUGCGACCUGCUGAUAAAAUAAUGGCCAUUUAUAGCUUAUGAAAUCCGCAAGACAACCAACCCGAACUGACUAAUUUGGAUUAACUGAGUUGUGGGCUUUGUCAUGCCAGCAGAAGGCGGAUAAAACUCUGCUCCCCCCCUCAAAAAAAAACUCCCAAUUUUUGAGCAGCGACAGAUGGGCUCCAGCAUCAUUGCUGCCACGAGUGACACGCCACCCCCUCCUCUCCUUUUCUCGUCCACGGACUUUCUGUGUUGCCCACCAGAGUCACGACUCAGCCCUGGGCGACGCAGCAGCCACUGUUUCCCUCUCCCGGUUCUGCAAAGAUGAGUUUCCUUCUCCCAGUGCCACCUUUUCGCUUCUGCAAUUGAUGCUUGUGUCUCCAUAGGAACCGUCUGGGGGUGUAUGAGAAGGACAGUUUUCCUCCUUACGGUCUCCUCCGGGGAAAAGCGGUGCCUCCUUCAUCCUUAAGAUGACAAGCGACGGGCAGCGAGGCUGAUGGACGGGCACUGCGUUGCCCAACAGGUGACUGGGGUGUUUGGUCAGCGGCGCGGCAUCGUCAUGGAGUAGAUCUCUGGAAAGGAAGCUCCUUCACCCCAAAAAAUCACACACACAUGAUCCUGGAAGAUGCUUGCUGCCUGACACAACCCCUGGCGAGGAGUUUUCGCCGUUCUGCUGGGAUGGACAACGCCUCGACGCUGGAUUACGAGCUCCUGUCCCCGGGGCGAGUGGAGCCCGUCCCCAGCCCUUUCGGGAUGGACGCGGAACAGAAGACGGUCUUUGCCUUCGUCAUCCUCCUUCUGGCGUUCUUGGUGAUGCUGAUGGUCCGCUGCUUCCGCAUCCUGCUAGACCCUUACAGCCGGAUGCCCGCUUCAUCCUGGACUGACCACAAGGAAGGACUGGAGAGGGGGCAGUUUGAUUAUGCUCUGGUAUAGCUCGGGCGAGGCCUGAUGUCCGAAAGGGGGGAAAACCUUGGCAUCUUCUGGAGUAGGGGUUCCUGGGGAAGCGAAGUUGCUGCUCUCAAGGGAUGGGGUGGGGUUUUAAUUUGGGUGCAGGCAGGGACGGAGGGGGGGAGUUUUCCGUUUCGUGAGGUCGUAAGCAACCACGGGAAGGUGCCGUAGCUGUCAACGUUUCCCUUUUCUUGCGAGGAAUCCUAUUUGGAAUAAUAAAUAAGGGAAACGUUGACAGCUAUGUUUCAAACACGGCAUCUGCCGAGCUUCUCAGUGCAGGUGAAAUAAAUGCUAAACCACACGGUUUCGGGAGAAAAUGAAAAGUGCUCUGAUCCAAAUUGGGUGUGUGAAAAUUUGUUUGGAAUUUCCUUUGAAAUCCGCUUCGCUGGAGAGAGGCUGAGAAUCUCCGAUCUGAUCCAACUCCUUGCCUGUUUUCUGUGUCGCUCGAUGGGGGAUGAGGCAGGUGCCCCCCUUGCUGUGAUCUGAAAUGUCUUGUGUCGUGGGGGGGGUAGGGAGUUGUAGGGGGGGGUUGGGGUGGGCAAAGGGUGGGGAAGUGCCAUGGGGUGGCGGCGAAGGAAUGUUUCAGCAGCGAGGGGCGGAGGAGAGCUCUGAGGUCUCAAGAGAGGAAGGGCGUUGAAGGCGGCUUAAUUGGUUUGGAUUGGAGACAAAUCAAAGCUGUCAACAUCCAUACCCUCUAACAUUUCUCUGAUAGAAAUAGGGAUCUCCUAUUGCAUAAUAGGGAUGCGGGUGGCACUGUGGGUUAAACCAC